Messenger RNA from Helicoverpa armigera (cotton bollworm), 1913 nucleotides. RefSeq names its product ATP-sensitive inward rectifier potassium channel 12. Gene Ontology annotation, cellular component: plasma membrane. The record is from RefSeq and is a predicted model, not a curated record. NCBI's taxonomy places the organism in Eukaryota, Metazoa, Arthropoda, Insecta, Lepidoptera, Noctuidae. Gene Ontology annotation, molecular function: inward rectifier potassium channel activity. The transcript is spliced from 3 exons. Gene Ontology annotation, biological process: potassium ion import across plasma membrane; regulation of monoatomic ion transmembrane transport. The coding region runs from base 80 to 1228 and encodes 382 amino acids.
GAGACAUAGAGUAAUCACAUCAUAACAAUGACAUAAUUAAGCAGUAAUAUAUCAACUUUUGCGUUAUUUAAAAUAUAAAAUGGAUUUUAAUGAAAAAAAUAAACUAAUCAAUGGAAUUGACCAAUUGGAACAAGUGGAAAAUGGGACGCUAAUGCCUUUGCAGAAAAAGGGUCGAUUUUGCAGGAACAGUCAUAAAAGAAAAUCGGGCCGAAGAAAAUAUGAUCGCGUCGUGUUCAAAACGGGUCAGUUUAACUUCGAGAAGUGGAAGAAGUCCAAAUACCGCGUGUUCCCCGAUAUAGUUCAGGCUUUCAUCAAUGCACAGUGGAGGUGGACGCUGUUUUACUGCAUCCUCACGUACCUCAUCAUUUGGCUAACAUUCACAGGAGUUUGGUGGGUCAUCCUCGACUUGCAUGGAGACCUUGAACCUGAACACAUGCCACAUGUCAGCAACUCCUCUGAAUGGUCUCCUUGUGUCAGAGAAAUCUACGGCUUCACAUCUUUAUUUCUGUUCAGCAUUGAAAUCCACACAACAAUCGGCUACGGAACCAGAGCCAUCACACUCGAGUGCCCGUCAGCAAUGUUUACAAUGUGCAUUGAAAGCAUAAUUGGAACUAUCACACAAUCUUUCAUAGUCGGUGUUGUAUUUGCAAAAUUAACGCGGCCCAAGAAUCGAGCACAGACGCUUUUAUUCUCAAAGAAUGCCAUCAUCAAUCAGAGAGAUCGUAAUUUGCGCAUGAUAUUCAGAGUUGGAAACACUAGGAAGUCAAGAAUCAUAGCUGGCAGCGUCCACGCGUAUUUGAUCAGGAGUAGUGCCUCCGACGUGUUGGAUGACCAAAUUAAAUUAGAUUUAUCCAUGGAUUCAAGUGAGAACAUUUCUUUUAUGUUUCCAGUAUGUGCAGUCCACACAAUAGACAAGAAUAGCCCAUUUUAUUCAAUGUCAGCUUCUGAUUUAUUGAAGGCAGAUAUGGAAAUUCUCGUAGUCUUCGAAGGCACAAUUGAAUCAACUGGGCAACCAGUCCAGGUGAAGUCAAGCUACACAACCCAGGAAAUUCUGUGGGGUCAUCGUUUUAUCGAUAUGGUUGAAUAUCGAAAAGAUAAACAAGGUUUCGUGAUAGAUUAUGCCAAAUUCGACGAAACUUAUUCAGUCAAUACACCGCUCUGUUCAGCUGAACGCCUUCACGUUUUUUAUAGACAUAAUUUGAGAAAAUUAAAUUACAUUAUUCCUUGAUUUUUUUUUCCUUUUCAAAUUUUCAGGCUUCUCUAGAUGUGGAUUUAAAAAUACAAUUAUUUGUCUGAGUUCCAUUAGAUCAUUGUGCAUUGUCCUCAUUGCUGUCAGUUUGUUUUGCAUUGUUGUCAGCAUUACUUUCAUGAAUGAUAACUGAGCUCGACAGAUCUGUAAGUCAGCGUCCAAUUUCGAAAGUAUCUUAGUGUUUAAUUCAUGUUGUUCUUGCAAGUAUUUUGUUAUAAAGUCAGUCAUUGUCUCAUGUAUUUUUGUUCACUUAUCACAGUCACCACAAACACUAUCUACGCGACUAUAUAAAUCCAUAUUAAACUCUAGUGCAAAUAUGACGUUAAGUCUGUUUACGAAAUAUAAAAUUUUCUCUCAAUAGUCUUGUAGAAUACGCACACCUUCUCACUUCUAUGCAGUAUGAGUCUGUCACCUAAGGUGUGUCGGCUCUGUGAUAAGACUUAACAAUUGAAAGAUACGUUUUAGGUACACUUCAAGGUGAUUCAUAUGUUCUGUGAUUCCCAUCUUAUCGGUAAAGUAGAUAGCAAAUAAAAAAUACCUUUAAUUAAGUAUAUGAAGAAACUGUUGACAAAGACCUCGCAAUCAAAUUUAAGUACAUAUAUUUUUUAUACGGUCAGAGUAAAUAAAGAUUAAUUAAUACCAGAUGCAGCACACUCUCCGACGU